Messenger RNA from Capsicum annuum, 2976 nucleotides. Its product is annotated as ankyrin-3. Bases 839 to 2788 code for a protein of 649 amino acids. The transcript is spliced from 4 exons. Lineage: Eukaryota; Viridiplantae; Streptophyta; Magnoliopsida; Solanales; Solanaceae. The record is from RefSeq and is a predicted model, not a curated record. Gene Ontology annotation, molecular function: protein binding.
AGCGUUUUCUGUAUGACUUAUGAGUCCUUCAACUAGCUAUUCUGGUAUAAUAAAUGCUCGUUUGAAAAUUGAAGGCUUUGGUGACUUUAACUUUACGCUUUGCAUCGUAUGUCAUAAGAAAUUUGAAUUUUGAAUUUUGCUGGAUACGACCUAAAUUUUAUCGUACUGUAAAAGUAGCUGAAAAAGCUCGUAGUUGUUAUCAAUUUUUUCUCCUUGUACAAUUUUCCUUUAUUAAUUCUGCAUUUGAAAACUUUUUUGUUCUAGUCAAAAACUUUUUUCUUUUGUACUUUUGACCAUACCAUCGGUUGUUUUCUGUCGUCAUCCUUCGUUUGAAAUUUCUUACCUAUCAAGAAAAAAGUAACCUAUUUUACUUGAUUUUUCGGAAAAAUGUCUUUCCAGUACUUGAUUUAUCCAUCGUCACUGUAAUUUUUAUUUUCAAAUUGCCUAAAGUAUUGUCAGCUAUUAUACUUAAAAUUUUAAGAAAUAAUGUCAUUUUUUCUUAAUACUUGAUUUGCCUAUCGUCACUGCAACUUGUCUUUUAGUAUUGCCUGGUUUUCGGUUAGCAAAUCGCAGUAUAUCCUUUACGAAUAUUUGGAGAAAAAAAAUCUUGAGCCAACUUUUCCCUACAAAGAAACUUGCUUUAAUAAACUAUUAAUAUGGGGGUAUUUGUUAGGAGUUUAUUUCGUUGUCAACACUUACAAGUAAAUUUUGAAUCUUUGUAAACCUUUUUGUACCCUCAGUUUGAGUGAUCAGAUGCACCAGUCUGAUGUUUGUACCUUGACUAGAAAAUAGGAUGAAAAGGCUUUGCUGAAGUCAUUUGAAAAUUCAAAUUCCUAGCAUGAGUACUGGAGCCGAUGUUAACCAUAAACUUUUCUGGGGAUUCCCAACCACAUCAGCUGUGAGGGAGGGGCACCUUGAGAUCUUGGAGAUGUUAGUUAAAGCUGGGGCAUCUCAGCAGGCUUGUGAGGAAGCUCUGUUAGAAGCCGGCUGUCAUGGGCACGCAAGAAUUGUGGAGGUGCUCAUGGGAUCAGACCUGAUUCGAUCACGUAUUGCUAUAAAUGCUUUCUUCACUGCAUGCUGCCGGGGUUAUGUAAAUGUGGUGGACACUCUCCUUAAGCUUGGAGUGAAUGUGGACGCUACAAAUCGUGUGCUGCUUCAGUCAAGCAAACCUUCUCUACAUACAAAUGUUGACUGCACAGCGCUUGUGGCUGCUGUCGUCAGUAGGCAAGUCUCUGUAGUCCGUGUACUGCUUGAGGCUGGCGCAAAAACCGAUGGACCUGUGCAACUUGGAGCCUGGUCCUGGGAUGCAGCUUCAGGUGAAGAAUUUCGAGUCGGUGCUGGAUUAGCAGAUCCCUAUGCCAUUACUUGGUGUGCUGUGGAGUAUUUCGAAGCAAGUGGCUCUAUUCUGCAAAUGCUCCUCCAGCGGUUUGUUCCCAGCACAUCUCACUGUGGAAGAACUCUUCUCCACCAUGCUAUUCUUUGUGGUAAUGCAGGAGCAGUUUCAGUGCUUUUGAAAUGUGGUGCUUAUGCAGAAAUUCCAGUUAAAACCACCCGGAACAUUGAGUUUCGCCCGAUACACAUGGCUGCCCGACUUGGAUUCUCAAGUGUUCUUAAAUGUUUGAUUGACUUUGGCUGUGAUCUGGAUGCAAGAACAGACAAAGGAGAUACAGCUUUAAUGAUCUCUUCGAGAUUCAAGAGGGAAGACUGCCUCAAAGUAUUGACUAGAGCUGGUGCUGAUUUUGGUUUGGUUAAUGUUGCUGGUGAAUCUGCAAGCUCCAUUGCUGUAUCCAAUCGAUGGAAGCUUGGUUUUCAGGGUGCAAUUCUGGAAGUCAUACAGAGUGGAAAAGUUCCCAACACAAGCGACAUGUCUGUCUUUUCACCAUUACUGUUUGUGGCUCGAUCCAGGGACGUUUUAUCCUUGAAGGCUCUGAUUGGAAGAGGAGAUAUUGAUCUGGAUAGCCAAGAUGACCAAGGUUUCUCUGCUGUAAUGAUCACAGCUGCAGAGGGUCAUGUCGACGGCUUCAGGUUGCUUGUUUAUGCUGGGGCUAAUGUCAAGCUGCAAAACAAGUCUGGGGAGACUGCUGUUACCCUCUGUGCGCUAAAUCCAAAUCGCGAUCGAUUUGAAAAAGUUCUGCUCGACUUUGCUCUUGAACAGGGUAAUCGAAUUGCUGCAGGUUUCUAUGCACUGCAUUGUGCUGCUCGUUGUGGUGACUUGGAUGCAGUUAAGCUGUUAACAACCAGGGGUUAUGACGUAAACAUGUCAAAUGGGGAUGGUUACACCCCACUCAUGCUGGCAGCAAGGGAAGGGCAUGGCCGCAUAUGUGAAUUCUUGAUCUCCUGCGGAGCACGUUGUGAUAUCAAGAACACAAUGGGUGAAACUGCACUUUCACUUGCUAGAAAGAUGCAGAAAAACGAGGCAGAACGGGUGAUACUGGAUGAGCUUGCUAGGAAGUUGGUCUUAACUGGCGCUCAGGUGAAAAAGCACAUUAAGGGAGGUAAGGGGUCUCCACAUAUGAAAGUUCUUACAAUGGUCGAAGCUGCUGGAAUAUUGCGUUGGGGAAAAUCAAGCAGGCGUAAUGUUGUAUGCCGAGAGGCAGAAGUGGGACCAAGCUUGAGGUUCCAGAAGAUCAGGCAAAGGAAAGGGGAUGCUGAGCUUCCUGGAAUCUUUAGGGUGAUCACAACCAAGAACAAGGAAGUGCAUUUUGUGUGUGAGGGUGGUUCCGAGAUGGCAGAACUUUGGGUGAGGGGAAUAAAGCUCGUGACAAGAGAAGCUAUUUUUUGCAAGUAGAGACAUUCCCCCGUGAUAAGCACAAGAGUGUAGAUGUAGAGUUAUUAGCUUACUACUUCAUCUUGUCAUAUGCUUAGAAGAAUUCCUAUUGUAGAGUUUCUCUUACUAGUAUUUGUAGUACUUCAUCUUGUAGUACUUCGUUUGUAAAUGCCAUUUUAACGCGAAAAGGUAAGUUUUAGAAGAUCAAA